AUGGCCACCUUGUGGACUCGGGAGCAAGUUGCAGCCAAAAUAUUGGCAGGCGACCAUCUCGUUGUCUACCACGACUCGCUUCUCCGAAUUCCUUCCAAAUGGCUGGAAAAACACCCUGGGGGAGCUCUGUCGAUUCUCCAUUUUGUCGGCCGAGAUGCCUCCGAUGAAAUCGACUCGUACCAUCCUGACCAAGUGCUCGAGCUCAUUCAACGUUACAAAAUUGGGUCCGUGUCAGCGCCAUGGGCUCCUUUGGUACCCCCCGUCGCCUCUGGGUGGGUCAGAACAGACAGCAAUUCCUGGUUCAACGAAGCAUCAUCUCUGCGCAAAGGCCAAACCGAAAUAUUACUGGUUUCGAAACAACCUAAUGCCCCGGACGCACCAACUCGCGCUAUUUUGGAGCCACCACCCUCUACACUGUCUUUGGAUGACCAAUUGCGGCAUUCACAAGCCUACAAAGAACUACAUCGACGUGUUCGCGAGGCAGGUCUCUAUGACACUCGCUAUAUUGCUGCUCAUGGGCCUGACGUUAUCCGCUACUCCAUCCUUGCCGGUCUCUCAGCAUACGCCUACUUCAAUGGGUGGUUCCUCACCAGUGCUCUCUUUCUUGGUCUCUUCUGGCAGCAGUUGACCUUCAUUGCCCACGACCUCGGACACGUUAGUGUCACGCACAACUGGGCCAUAGACAGACUGUUGGGCAUUGUGAUUGCUGACUGGAUCGGCGGUUUGAGUAUUGGUUGGUGGGUCGAUAACCACAACGUACACCAUCUCGUGACGAACCACCCUACCCACGACCCAGACAUUGGACACCUCCCGUUUAUUGCCAUCUCCCCCGUAUUCUUCAACUCGCUGUGGUCUACGUAUCGCAAGCGUAUACUUGACUUCGAUCGAUUCUCCCAAUUUUUUGUGCAGCUCCAACACCGCCUAUUCUACAUUCUUUUGGGCCUUGCUCGUUUCAACCUCUAUGCCAACUCAUACCCCUUCUUGAUACGCAAGGCCUUCGAUACGAGGCGCGCGCGAGGAGCCUACUGGGCGUGGGCUUUGGAGGUCGCUGGAAUUGUCUGCUUCUGGUGCUGGUACGGGCGAGUUGUAAUUAACUGCGACACCUGGAAGACUAGCAUGGCCUAUUUCUUAAUCAGCCAUAUCGCUGCUUCGCCAGUUCAUGUUCAAAUCGUGCUCUCUCACUUUUCCAUGUCUACAGAGGACUUGGGACCUACAGAGAGUUUCCCCGACCGCCAGCUACGAACAACGACCGAUGUCAUCUGUCCUGAUUGGCUGGGUUGGAUUCACGGGGGCUUGCAACUCCAGGUUACCCAUCAUUUGUUUCCACGUCUCCCUCGCCAUAAUCUCAAAGCCGCAAGUGCUCUUGCUAAAGAGUUUGCCCAAGAACAGGGGCUGGUCUAUGCCGAAUUUGGAUGGAUUGAGGGUAACGGUGAUGUGUUGGGUGUUCUUCGUGAUGUCGCGGAUCAAGUCAAGAUUCUCGGACAAGUUGCUGAUGCGGAAGUGAAGCAAGCAAUAGACAGAAAAAUGGCACAAUAA
Messenger RNA from Mycena indigotica, 1536 nucleotides. RefSeq names its product Delta 8-sphingoloid desaturase protein. Gene Ontology annotation, biological process: lipid metabolic process. Lineage: Eukaryota; Fungi; Basidiomycota; Agaricomycetes; Agaricales; Mycenaceae. Bases 1 to 1536 code for a protein of 511 amino acids. The transcript is spliced from 5 exons. The record is from RefSeq and is a predicted model, not a curated record. Gene Ontology annotation, molecular function: oxidoreductase activity, acting on paired donors, with oxidation of a pair of donors resulting in the reduction of molecular oxygen to two molecules of water. Gene Ontology annotation, cellular component: membrane.